UUUUUUUAGCUCAACGCAUUCUGACAGAGAAAAGUUGAUAAAAUAUAAAACAUUGUGUGUACUAGAUCGUCGGUCGUUGCGUUUUUCUUUUUCACCUCCGCUUCUCUUUUAGCAACCUUGACUUUGGUGUUACUUUGAUUGUAGGAAGUUUUCAAAUACAUAUGUAAAUUUCGACUUAAAUUUUCGAUUCGAAUUUUCUAUUCGCUAGACUAAAAUAAUCGAUGUAGUGGUGAGAAUAAUUAUUAUAACGGUGUAUCCCAGUUUUACAAUAGUUUUUUCGCGAAAAGCUCAGUUUUCUCAGUUUUGAUUUUUGUUAAUUUUUUUGUGCUAUUUUCCAAAUUUGUUUAUGGGAAUAAGUGAAUUGAAUGGUGCGAAUUUUAAUGUUUUUUACUCUGCUGUUUCGAAAAAUCGAGCAUUUUUAAUCGUCCUUAGCCUAGUUGUUCGUCGUCCAGUGAGAAAUCAGCGUCGGUAGUUCAGUACCUAGUUUCUCUUCAAGGAAAAAAAAAAGGUGCACGAUACCAACGUAAUGUAAGCCUUUCAAUUUACAAACGAUAAAAUUUCAUUCAAUUGGGUAUUGGACCAGCGCGUGUUAUUCAAAGAAAAUUCAAAUGUUUUCCAAAAUCAUAGAAAUAUACGACGAAGUCGAAAGACUCGGAGAUCCGAAAGUAAAAACAUGGUUCCUAAUGAAUUCUAUGUGGUUUCCUAUCACAAUCAUAUUCGCAUACCUGUACUUUAUUCUUAUACUGGGGCCAAGGCUGAUGAAAAAUCGUAAAGCUUUCGAUAUCAAUAAAGUCAUUAUUAUUUACAAUAUAGCUCAAGUCAUAUUUAACCUGUAUUUGUUUAAAUUGUCGACUGAUUAUGCCCUGCGAAAUAUCCAUUCUUUUAGAUGCUUCAGAGUCUACAGUGCAGAUACGGAAAAUGGUCAUCUUGCACGAGUAGCGAACUGGUUGUUUACGUUAAAUAAAUUAAUGGACCUCCUAGACACGAUAUUUUUCGUAAUGAAGAAGAAACAGUCUCACGUAUCGUUUUUACACGUUUACCAUCAUGUUUUAACGUUUACCGGAUGCUGGGCUAUGUCUAAGUAUUUACCAGGUGGCCAACUAGUUGUACUGGGAGUUUUGAAUUCGUUUGUGCAUUGUGUCAUGUACUCGUACUAUUUGCUCUCGUUGAUGGACCGAUUCAAGAAAAUAAGCAGUUUUAUCAAGAAACAUAUUACUCAGAUGCAAAUUAUCCAAUUCCUUCUCGCCGCAUGCCACGCGGUCUACGGCAUAACAGAUCCGACAUGCGACUACCCUAAAUCUCUGCUGUAUUUCGGUCUCACUCAAGCUUUCAUGCUGACCGCUUUGUUCCUCAACUUCUAUCGAAAAGCUUACUUUAAUAAGAAAUCUCACAACAACAAGACAGACCACCAACUUCAUAAUGGAAAUGGAAGCCUACGAAACGGACUGACGAAAAAAAUACACUGACUCAUCACCACAAUAAGAGAUAUUCUACCUCAUGUACUCACCGUACUAUGUAUUUUUGUACUUUGUAGACAAUAUUAACUCGAAUGUAAAAAUUUUUUUUUGUAAUAAAUUUGUAUAGUAAUA
Molecule: messenger RNA, 1589 nt
Organism: Planococcus citri (citrus mealybug)
Lineage: Eukaryota; Metazoa; Arthropoda; Insecta; Hemiptera; Pseudococcidae
Product: very long chain fatty acid elongase 7-like
Exons: 8
Coding region: 609-1466 (285 amino acids)
Biological process (GO): fatty acid elongation, saturated fatty acid; sphingolipid biosynthetic process; fatty acid elongation, monounsaturated fatty acid
Cellular component (GO): endoplasmic reticulum membrane
Molecular function (GO): fatty acid elongase activity
Source: RefSeq, a predicted model, not a curated record